AUGGUCUUCCUUUCCCUCCUUGCGUUCCUUCUCCUCGCAGCUUCUGGGUUGGCUCGAGAUGUUCCUGAUAACGUAAGGGAGCUUUACGACAGCAUCCGGAAGAAGGGGAAAUGCUCCCACAAGCUAGCCACCGGCUUCUGGAGUGACGACAAUGGGUCCAACUCCUUCUCCUACUGCGGCGACCACUUGGAUGAUUAUAAUAUAGUCUAUAUCCAAGGAACACGGGGUGCACUCGCCAACAUGGACGUCGAUUGUGACGGGGCCCAGGGCGGUCAAGCAGAUGAUGGUCGCUGUGCCUCCUCAAACGAUACGCAGUACGUCUCGUCUUUCCAAGACACAGUGGAGUCGUACCGCCAGGGCAUCAAAGACCUUAAUGCCAACAUUCAUCCGUACAUCGUCUUUGGCAACGAAGGCUCUAAACGCGGAUGGGCAACCUUUGAUCCUCGCGAGCACGGGAUUGAGCCGCUAAGCAUUAUGGCGGUUGUGUGUGGUGACAAACUCAUCUAUGGGGUGUGGGGAGAUACUAACGGGGACGAUGGUCCUCGGCCUAUGGUGGGCGAGGCUGCCAUUUCGGUCGCCACGGCGUGUUUCGGUUCGGGCGUGUCUGGGGAUAAUGGGUAUGAUGACGAUGACGUGCUGUACAUUGCCUUUACGGGCCAGGAUGCGGUACCCGGCUCGCAGGGAGCGAACUGGUCUGCGACUAAUUACGAAAUCUUUGAGAAGAGUAUCCAAGACCAAGGAGAUACCCUCAUUGAACGUAUCGGAUCGACCGGUGCCAGGUUUGCCGUUCCGGUUGGCAGUUUGUGGAGAGGUUCCAUGAUACCCUUACUUGUUUCCUUGAUAUUCACAACAUCCCUGACAUAA
Messenger RNA from Scedosporium apiospermum, 864 nucleotides. Its product is annotated as Glycoside hydrolase family 75. Bases 1 to 864 code for a protein of 287 amino acids. The transcript is spliced from 2 exons. The record is from RefSeq and is a predicted model, not a curated record. Gene Ontology annotation, molecular function: chitosanase activity. NCBI's taxonomy places the organism in Eukaryota, Fungi, Ascomycota, Sordariomycetes, Microascales, Microascaceae.